Messenger RNA from Pestalotiopsis fici W106-1, 477 nucleotides. RefSeq lists its product as uncharacterized. NCBI's taxonomy places the organism in Eukaryota, Fungi, Ascomycota, Sordariomycetes, Amphisphaeriales, Sporocadaceae. Bases 1 to 477 code for a protein of 158 amino acids. The transcript has a single exon. The record is from RefSeq and is a predicted model, not a curated record.
AUGUUUAACCUCGAGGCAUUCGAUGAAGAGGCGCGUCCCCGAGCGAAAGAGAUAUCCUUCCAGGGCAGAACAUUUGAAUCCUUUGGCUACUACCUCCACGAGACCAACGACAAAGAAGCCAAGGAAAAGAAGCAAGAGUGGCUAGACAUCGACCCCAGCCUGCGCUCGCUCGUGGCCCACUGCCUGGCGCUGGAACCAAAGGAUCGCCCAACAGUGGGGGAGCUGCAGAUUGCAGUCAUGAAUGGGCUGGCGACGGCGAACCUGGCGCCCAACGCCCGCAACCCCAAGCCCAACUAUGCCGACGACCAAGAGAUCCAGCAGCUCAUCAGAAAGCUGUUCUACGAGGUUGAUGCCAUGAGCGAUCCACUUGCAGGGUGGUUUGCGCCGCCUGAAACUCCUGUAACCGAUGAGACACAAUAUUGGGAUGCAGGAAUUGAUUAUGAUGCUGCAUGGUCAGGGAAUCAAUAUUUGGGUUGA